CGUUCCGAUUUCCUGUCAUCAGUCUCUGAGUAUUGCAGUGAAAUUCAUCGGGGAAACGUUGAACUGGAUAUUUUCACAAGCGCAGAAAUGUUGAAACUGAAAGCGGUUUGUCUCAGGAAGUACUGAGGGUGAACAUGGCUUCCAGACUGCAGGGAGAGAGUUGGACCGAGGAGACAAUUUGUCCCAUUUGCCUGGAUUUCUUCACCGAUCCGGAUACACUGGAUUGUGGACACAACUUCUGUCGCCCUUGUAUCAUCCAGAGUUGGGAAAAGAAGAAGAUAACGUCCUUCCCGGAAUGUAGAGAGGUGUUUCCGGAAAGAAACUUCAGGGGAAAUCGGGAUCAACUGAAUCUUCCUCACAGAGAAGAAAUCGGCGGCUCUACAAACGGAACUGUUCCAGAAGCGGAGGAUUUCCGAAGUGAGGUUCAUGUUUACAGGAUUCAUGCUGAGAUGAAGACACUCUCAGUUGCUGCUGCCUCUCAGUCUCUCGGACAGUUCACCGGCCCUUUACAGUACACAGUCUGGAGAGAGAUGAUACACACCAUUCACCCAGGUCCAGUCUCUCUGACUCUGGAUCCGAAUACAGCGCAUCCCUGGCUCAUCCUGUCUGAGGACCGGACCAGUGUGAGACUCGGAGACACAGAGCAGCCGCUCCCUGACUCCCCGGAGAGAUUUGAUUCCUGGGAAUGCGUCCAGGGAUCAGAGGGAUUCACAUCAGGGAGACAUUACUGGGAGGUGGAGCUGGGAGAGAUGUUCUGGUGGGCUCUGGGAGUGGUCCGAGAGUCUGUGGAGAGGAAACGGGAGAUCACCCCGGGCCCGGAGACUGGAUUCUGGAUUGUGGGGCUGGUACCCGGAUGUGGUUAUUUUGCCGCCACCUCCCCCUUCCUGACCCCCCUCUCCCUGAGUGUGAAUCCCCGGAAGAUCGGGGUUUACCUGGACCAUGAGGGUGGACAGGUGUCAUUUUACAAUGCAGACACCAUGUCCCAUCUCCACACUUUCACCCACACUUUCACUGAGAGGAUUUUUCCCAUCUUCAGUCCGGGAUGGAAUGAAGGCGGGAGAAUCACCGCCCCGCUGACAAUCUGCGGGAUUAAAGGGCACUGACAGAUCCAUCCCAUAAUUUCAAUCCGUCCCCCUGCCUCCUGCCAGCUGUAAACUGAUGGGGUCGGUCUCAGUCUGGGGGAAAGAAGGAGGGAGGGGGUGAGAAGAAACAAAUAGAAGCUCAAUUGUUGAGAGGGACUGACUGGGUAGAGUGAGCUGUGAGCUGCAGGACCUUCCUGCCUGUAAUGUUGCUCCACAGGCGGGAGGUGGCGCUACAUGACAGUGUUGGAAAUGAAUCAGUCAGUGGGUCUCAGACUGGACUCAGGGGAGUCUUUCCAAGAGGAGACUAGAACAUUUCCCUGCAGGGUCAGUGGAGUCUUUCUGGUGGGAAAAUUAAAUAAUUUCAUUGCAGAGUCAGUGAGGUCUUUGCCCGAAUGGGACUGUACUCACGCAAAAUACAAAUGUCAGACUGAUAUUCUUUAGACUUCCAGCAUGUGUCGGUAAUGUACAUGAUUUAGUAACAUAGGGAAAUCAGUCUUGAUUUGCUCAGGUUUGUAACUAUUGUCCAGAAUGUUGCCGCUCUUUCAUAAAAUUGGAAAAUUUGGAAACCUCAGAUUUGAAAGGGGUGGGUGAACUGAUCAUUUGUGUCAGGAUCAUAGUUAAGUAUGUUUGAAACCGUUCAGUUUGUACAAAACUACAAUGGAGUUGGAAUUAUAGCUAUCACUUGUUCCUGAUUUAUUACUCUCUCAUCAUUAUCUGCACUGAAAUAAUCCUUAAAUGAGCCCAAGGAAAAUAUCUUUGCUAAAAGUCAUUAAUCCAGCACUCUGUGCACAGAACCAAUUCAGAUUUUGACAAUGUUUACGUUUAUGUAAUUAUAAUUUAUUUUGGAGUGCAGUAUAAAAUUUGAAAAUAAUUUCUUCAAUCAAAUCAACAUCUGUGAUUCACUAGAGUGAAAGCAAGGUUUCUAAAAAAAAUAUUUCAUCAAUAAAUCCAAGAGAGUGAACCUGUUGAGAUUUUGUUUGUAAAUGUCUCCAGAAUAUGUAUCCUUAUACCCUGCAUUCCAAAUUCAUCUGGAUUAUUUUAAAAUUCACUAUUUCAAGUCAAUGGAGUGUUAGCUAUCUGGAAAUUAUCCCACAUUUAUUCUGGAUCUUCAGUCAUUGCUCCCUUAUUUAGGGUCUUAGAAUCAGAGAUUGAUAGAGUUCUACAGCAUAGAGAGAGGCCCUUUGGCGCAAACUGUCCAUGCCAACCAAAUGUUCUAUGUAUUCUAA
Molecule: messenger RNA, 2308 nt
Organism: Chiloscyllium plagiosum (whitespotted bambooshark)
Lineage: Eukaryota; Metazoa; Chordata; Chondrichthyes; Orectolobiformes; Hemiscylliidae
Source: RefSeq, a predicted model, not a curated record